Messenger RNA from Stegodyphus dumicola, 1113 nucleotides. RefSeq names its product dehydrogenase/reductase SDR family member 7-like. Gene Ontology annotation, molecular function: oxidoreductase activity. The record is from RefSeq and is a predicted model, not a curated record. NCBI's taxonomy places the organism in Eukaryota, Metazoa, Arthropoda, Arachnida, Araneae, Eresidae.
UUAGAUAUUUCUUCCGUUUCCCGGCGGGUUUUAGCGAAAUUGUUAGUGUGUAAUUUUUCCUUGUUUUACGCCAUGUAAGAAAUAUUAAAUAGUGUUCAUUUUUUACAGGCUAAAUUAAUUUUCAUCAUAUUCAUGUGCCUCGGUACCUUUAUAAAUCAAUAGCAAUUGAAGAUUUGAGUUUGAACUAUGAUUUUAAUUGAUAUUUUUCUUGGUGUGUUUUUUGUUUGGGUUCUGGUGUUCUUUUUGUAUGUAAUUCUAGCUGAUGCAGAUAUGACACUGCUGUAUUAUCACAAAUUUGGAUCUCGAAAGGAAUUGCUCUGGAAUCAAGUAGUUUGGAUUACUGGUGCAUCAAGUGGCAUUGGAGAAUAUCUUGCUUACAGUUUGAUAAAACGUCAAGCUAAAUUAGCACUUUCUGGAGUUAAUAUUGAAAGGUUAAGAAAAGUUAAGAACAAAUGCAUAGAAUUAUCUGGAUGUCCAGAAGAAAAUGUUCUUCUUGUACCAUUUUCUAUUGAGAAGUUUGAAGAGCAUGAUAGUCAUGUCAAUAAAGUUUUGGAGCAUUUUGGCCAUAUUGAUAUACUUGUAAACAAUGCUGGUGUUUCUCAAAGAGCAGAUUUUCCUGAUAUUGAUAUAGAAGUUGACCAGAAGCUAUUUAGUGUAAAUGUGUUUGGGUCUGUAAACCUGACUAGGAAAGUUCUCAAGCAUUUUCUUGAGCAAAAGAAAGGCCAUGUAGUAGUGACCAGUAGUCUUGCUGGAAAAAUGGGAGCACCAUACUCUUCAGCUUAUACUGGAUCAAAGCAUGCUUUGCAUGGAUACUUCGAAUGUUUAAGAACUGAAAUGAUUGGACAAAACAUUGAUGUUACUAUUGUAUGUCCUGGCCCAGUAUUUUCUCAGAUUACUGAUAGAUGUGUUACUGGAAAACUUGGAGAAAAGUUUGAUCAUACUCAGAAACCAACGGAUAGAAAAAUGAAAACUGAUCGUUGCAGUGAAUUAAUGGUUUCUGCAAUAGCCCACAAGUUAGAUGAAUGUUGGAUAUGCAUACAGCCUCUUCUUAAUUUGUUUUAUUUAAGCCAGUACUGCCCAACGGUGUACAAAAGGUAGUAUGUUUAUUUAAAU